CGCCCUUUUUUUUCACCACUCUCUCAAAUUUUCUCCUUCCCGCUCACCGUAACGCACUUUUUAGGGUUUUCGGAUUUCUACACUUUUGUUCCCCCGCGAAAACCUUACUUUCUUUCUUCAUUCUCACCGGAAAGUUUCAGAUUUUGCGGGAAAAAUGCCUCCGCCGGUUAACCUGUCCGAAGGCGCGAUAUCGAUGUUGAUAAACGGCGAAGGGCAGGUCGCCGAUAUGAAGCCCGUGCUGCAGGUCGCCGAUAUACGGCUUGUGAACACCCAGAACCAGAGCAGCGCCAAUGAGCGGUACCGGAUUAUGCUGUCCGACGGGGAGUUCCUCCAACAAGGGAUGUUGGCCACGCAGCGCAACGAUCUUGUUCGGUCACAGCAGAUCCAGAAAGGCUCCAUUAUUCAAUUGAAUCAGUUCGUCUGUAAUGUCAUCCAAAAUCGCAUGAUAAUCAUUAUCAUUGAGGUGGAUGUGAUUCUUGACACGUGUGAUCCUAUUGGGGACCCGAAACAAUUUCCUCUGAAGACGAAUGGUAAUACCCCCGUAACCCCUCCCAUGGCAAGGACAUCUCCACCAGUUCAGUCUUAUGUGAAUCAGUCAGGGUCUGCAACUGGCAAUCCUCAGUCCUUUACUUCAGGGGGAGGUGCUACUGGCUUUGAAAGUAAACCAAAUGUCUCUGGAGGAAUUCCUUCUCAACCUUUUGAGACAAAUCGCCAGGUUGGUCAUGGUAGUGCUGUCAGCAAUGUUGACUUACCUCGAUGUAAUUCUCCAAGUGCACCCGUUUAUCCCAAAGUGGAAUCUGGUGCUGGGGCUUCCAGACUUUCCACAAACAGUUAUUUGCGCCCACCUCAGCCAUCAUAUCAGCAUCCAUCACCAAUGUUUUCAAAUAGAGGGCCCGUAGCUAGGAAUGAAGCACCUCCACGUAUCAUUCCUAUUGCUGCUCUGAAUCCUUAUCAAAACCGUUGGACUAUAAAGGCCAGGGUAACUGCAAAAGGAGAACUUAGACACUACAAUAAUGCUCGAGGUGAUGGUAAAGUAUUCUCUUUUGAUCUUCUUGAUUCCGAUGGUGGGGAAAUAAGGGUAACAUGCUUUAAUGCAGUGGCUGACCAAUUUUACGACCAGAUUGAACCAAAUAAAGUAUAUUUGAUUUCAAAAGGUAACGUGAGAGUUCUCCAGGACAGAGCAAAAGCUUUCAAUAACCUGCGAAAUGAUCAUGAAAUUCACCUUGAAAGCACUUCAACAGUACAGCCUUGCUUGGAGGAUGAUAAAUCAAUUCCUCAACAGCAAUUUCACUUUAGGUCCAUAAGUGAAAUAGAAGAAAUGGACAACAAUACUGUUAUAGAUGUGAUUGGUAUAGUCUCAUCUAUUAGUCCCAGUAGUUCAAUCAUGAGGAAAAAUGGAACUGAAACUCUGAAAAGAUCCCUCCAAUUGAAAGACAUGUCUGGUAGAAGCGUUGAAUUGACUUUGUGGGGAAAUUUUUGCAAUGCAGAAGGGCAAACGGUUCAAAACAUGUGUGAUUCUGGUGUCUUCCCUGUAUUGGCAGUGAAAGCCUGCAGAAUCAAUGACUUCAAUGGGAAAGCAAUAGGGACUAUAUCUCCAAGCCAAAUGUUCAUUGAACCUGAUUAUCCUGAGGCACACAAACUUAGGGAAUGGUUUGACAAGGAUGGGAAGAAUGCCCCUGUUAUAUCCAUCUCUAGAGAAACAACAUCUAUGGGCCGUACUGAUGUGAGAAAGACCAUCUCUCAGAUCAAAGACGAAAAAUUAGGGACUUCUGAGAAGCCAGAUUGGAUCACUAUUAGUGCCACUCUAAGUUACAUUAAACCAGAAAACUUUUGCUACAAUGCAUGCCCCAUCAUGAUUGGGGAACGGCAGUGUAAUAAAAAGGUCACAAAUGAUGCAACUGGAAAGUGGCUAUGUGAAAGAUGUGAUAAGACUUUUGAUGAAUGUGAUUAUCGAUACAUUCUUCAAUUCCAGAUUCAGGAUCAUACUGGCUUGACUUGGGUAACUGCAUUCCAGGAAUGUGGUGAGGAGAUCAUUGGAAUGCCUGCGAAAGAAUUGCAUUACAUGAAAAAUGAAGAACAGGAAGACGAGAGAUUUCAAGAAGUUAUGCGAAAUGUUCUUUUUAAGAAGUAUAUUUUCAAAUUGAAGGUCAAAGAGGAAAUGUUUAGCGAUGAGGUGCGUGUAAAGUCUACUGCAGUAAAAGUUGAGAAGGUUAAUCCCCAAUCAGAGACCAAAUAUAUUCUGGACAUGAUUGAUAAGCUCAAAUCAGAGGAAUUUAAUUCUGUGGCUCCAAAUGCUAACAAUGUAGCUCCAAGCUCAGGACUGAACAAUACUGCAUUUGGAAGUGGAAUUAGAGAAAGUGGGAGUAAUGUUAUGAAUUAUGGCAGCAGUGCUGGAACUAUUGGAAGCAGAGUGCAGACAAGUCAAGCCGGUCCAUUUGGGAAUCAAUAUGGCGGUUCUGGGCAAGCACCGCCUGGAAGCAGAGUGCAGACAAGUCAAGCCGGUCCAUAUGGGAAUCAAUAUGGUGGUUCUGGGCAAGCACCGCCUAGUUCCCAUAUGUACACAAGCUGUAACAAUUGUGGUGGCACGGGCCAUAACUCUGUGAAUUGUCCUAAUGUCACGAGGAAUCAAGGUCAGGCAUAUGGAGGCAGCAGUGGCUUCAACAGUAGAGUAGGUUCUGGGCCAAGUGCCGGUGGUGGUGCUUCUGAUAAGUGCUAUAAGUGUGGGGAGACUGGGCACUGGUCAAGAGAUUGCCCUGGUGCUAGCAAUGUUCCUCCCGCUUAUGGAAGCAAUACAAUGAACCCGGGUGGUGGUGCUUCUGAUAAGUGCUAUAAAUGUGGGGAGACUGGACACUGGUCAAGAGAUUGCCCUGGUGCGAGCAAUGUUCCUCCUGCCUAUGGAAGCAAUACGAUGACCCCGGGAAGAUUCGGGAAUGUUCCAAGGCAACAUGUUGGUGGGUUCUGAGUUUAUGCCAUGGCAACUCUCUAGCUGCAUCCUAUGAUUGCAUUGCCUGCAUAAUCUCUACUCUUAUUCCUGUACAUUAUCUUGUUUACUUUGGAUUCAGCUUCUCUUCUGUUGGUGUUCUCUAUCAAUGUCUUUGGGGUUCAAAUUUUGCAUUAAUUAUUGUUGCUUUGUUUUCCUUGGUUGGCUAUUAGGCCUUUAUCUGCUUAGAAACAGAGUUUUUGAUGCUCCCAGUCUUGUAAAUGUAUUUAUCUACUAUUUCCUCAACUGAAUCUAAAUUAGUAGACCAAAUCAUUCUCGUUUAUUUGACACUUUUUAUUUUUAAAA
Molecule: messenger RNA, 3286 nt
Organism: Ipomoea nil (Japanese morning glory)
Lineage: Eukaryota; Viridiplantae; Streptophyta; Magnoliopsida; Solanales; Convolvulaceae
Product: replication protein A 70 kDa DNA-binding subunit A
Exons: 2
Coding region: 155-2962 (935 amino acids)
Biological process (GO): nucleotide-excision repair; telomere maintenance via telomerase; double-strand break repair via homologous recombination
Cellular component (GO): DNA replication factor A complex; nucleus
Molecular function (GO): single-stranded telomeric DNA binding; damaged DNA binding; zinc ion binding
Source: RefSeq, a predicted model, not a curated record